AUGGGAAAUAUUUUAUUUAAAGAUCAAGAUAUUAUUCGAAAUGGAACUAAAGCUUCAACCAAUUACCAUGUAAUUUUUCCCACUAAUGAAGAAGAAAUAGACAGAAGGCAUCUGGCUCAUAAUUUAAUGAGGGAAUUAUUUCGUGGAAAUUAUUCCUCACCUGUUCAUGAUGUUUUAUUAACUAAAAAAGCACGUGUCCUUGAUGUUGGUGAUUACUCUGGAAACGAAUUCAUAGGACUCGAUAUAGUAGAAAUAACUCCCAAGACAGUACCAUUUUGUGUAAAAUUCGUAUGUAGCGACUUCCUUAAUGGGUUACCAUACGAAAACGACACAUUUGACUUUAUAUUCAUGCGUUUUAUAAACGCGGAUUUGACUGAGGAACAGUGGGAAAAUUUCGCAAUUCAUGAAUUAAUCAUGGAAGGAGAUUUAGAUUUAAUCUCGCCAGGACCAGAAUUGUCGAAAUUGUUUACCUUCUUUAAUAAUGGAUUAAAAUUAAAGAAAGUUAAUCCUUCUAUUGCUCGUAGGCUCACUGAUCUACUACAUUCAACACAAAGAAUAGAGGAUAUUCAAUCAGUAAUUAAAGAUUUACCAUUCUCUAGAUCCUGGGAUACAAAAUUGGGUAAAUUGGGAAUUUUAGGUCAUGAAUACGCCCGUAAUACACAGUUUAUGUUACUAAGUAAAUUUGGAAAAAAAUUAAAUGUCAAAACCAAAAAUAUCGAAAACACGGUAAAUAUUUAUUCCCAAGAGGUAGAACGACAUCACACCAUUAUGAGAUAUUAUCGUGUAUUUGGUCGAAAAAUAAUUCCCAAGUCAUAA
Diversispora eburnea is the source of this 816-nucleotide messenger RNA. The record is from the annotation of a GenBank genome assembly. NCBI's taxonomy places the organism in Eukaryota, Fungi, Glomeromycota, Glomeromycetes, Diversisporales, Diversisporaceae.